AUGGGGCCCUUUCGCGGGGGCCUGCGGUGCAUCAAGUACCUGCUGCUCGGCUUCAACCUGCUCUUCUGGCUGGCAGGGUCGGCUGUCAUUGCUUUUGGACUAUGGUUUCGGUUUGGAGGCUCCAUGAAGGAUUUCUCCUCGGAGGACAAGUCCCCAGAGUACUUCUAUGUGGGGCUGUAUGUGCUGGUUGGAGCAGGGGCCCUGAUGAUGGCCGUGGGCUUCUUCGGGUGCUGUGGGGCCACGAGGGAGUCGCAGUGUGUUCUCGGAUCUUUUUUUACCUGCCUAUUGGUGAUAUUUGCUGCUGAAAUAACCACUGGAGUAUUUGCUUUCAUAGGCAAGGAUGUAGCAAUACGACAUGUUCAGACCAUGUAUGAAGAAGCUUAUAAUGAUUACCUUAGAGACAAGGAAAAGGGAAAUGGGACUCUCAUCACCUUCCACUCAACGUUUCAGUGCUGUGGAAAGGAAAGCUCUGAACAGGUCCAACCCACCUGCCCAAAGGAGCUCCUAGGACACAAGAAUUGCAUUGAUGAAAUUGAGAGCAUAAUCAGUGUUAAGCUCCAGCUCAUCGGAAUUGUCGGUAUUGGAAUCGCAGGUCUCACGAUCUUUGGCAUGGUAUUCAGCAUGGUCCUUUGCUGUGCAAUACGAAAUUCACGAGAUGUGAUAUGA
Messenger RNA from Rangifer tarandus platyrhynchus (Svalbard reindeer), 666 nucleotides. Lineage: Eukaryota; Metazoa; Chordata; Mammalia; Artiodactyla; Cervidae. The record is from the annotation of a GenBank genome assembly.